ACUGUAUUUUUUGCAGUGACCAAUCCAGUCUCCGGGCUAGAAAGAGCUUGACUGGCUGAAGCAGACAACCAAAACAUCGCAUCCGGGCCUCAACGUCUCCAUCCUCAAUGCGGCGAUGCUCGCUGCCAACCUGACCAGGACUCCCUGAGGAGGCCCCCCUGUCUCGCGGAGGGGAUUUCUCAACACGGCAGCCGCAUGGAAGGAACAUGGCUGCGAUGAGGACUUUAACCGCGGCGGGUCUCGUCCUAGCCUUGUGCGCCCUCGGCCUCAUCGCCGUGGCCAUCGGCACCGACAACUGGUACGAGACAGACGCCAGGAGACACCGCGAGCGCUGCAAGAAUUACUCGAACAAGAGGACCGACCCGGGCUACAUCUACAUCUCAAACAACAACCUCCCGCUGCGCAUGCUUCCCAAGGCGAGCGCCGAGUCGGAGGCGAGGAUGCCGAGGCUGCGGAAUCGGCGGCACCUUGCGCCUCCAGCCUCCGCGAUGGAGUCGCUGUGCAAUCGGCAUUUCAAUUCCACCGUCAUCGGACUGUGGAGGAAGUGUCACCGGAUGGGAUUUGACCUGGAGACGGAGGAUUUAAUCUUUAAAGGAUUGGUUGCACGUUGCACGCCAAUCAAAUACUACUACUCUUCAUCAGCAUUGCCCAGAAACGUGCCAAUCAACCUGACCAAGACGAUCAGGCAGGAUGAGUGGCAUGCGCUACAUCUCCAGAGGAUGACGGUGAGUUUUAUCGGCAUGGCCAUAUCCAUUAUCCUGUUUGGCUGGACCAUUGGCGUGCUGGGCUGUUGGAAGGCACAUGACCUCAUGCAGUAUGUUGCCGGACUGCUCUUCCUCAUGGGAGGAACAUGCUGCAUCAUCUCUCUCUGCACAUGUGUGGCUGGAAUCAACUUUGAACUGUCGCGUUACCCUCGCUACAUGUUUGGAAUACCGGAGGACAUCAGCCACGGCUAUGGCUGGUCCAUGUUCUGCGCGUGGGGCGGACUGGGACUGACUCUGCUGGCCGGGUUCCUGUGCACACUCGCCCCCUCCCUUUACCCACCGCACACCCCCGUGGCCCAGAAGCCGCGGCAGGAGAACGGCUGCGUGUGAUGGGUCCACGCUAACCCGAAACGGACAACACGAUGACCUGCGUCCAGGACAGUGCAGGAAUUCUGCAGUGUGCAUCGUGGCACAAAGAAAGCACAAGAACACAAGGGGUAGGGGGGGGGUGGAUAUUGGACAGAAGAUGACCCCUCUCAUGACGAGCCGAUCGGUGUUAUUGCUUGCUCUCCAAGAGGACAGUACUGUAGUUCAGCACAUUUCUUAACACCCACCCAACAUCUAACUAAAGAAAGAGAAUAGCACAACCUGGAAACUGUAUUAAAUAUGAAAACAUAUGAUGUGUACUGUCACAUUUGAAAGGGCAACCGCGUAUCAUUAUGCAUCAUUCAACACAAGUUAUGUACAUGUACCUUUUUAACCGUAUGUAUGCCAAUGUAUUUGUGUUUAUUCAAAGGAAAAAUAUGGCACAUUAAGUCCAAACUGUGUCCGACUGAAGUGUUUUUGUUGUUCUUGAGGUUGUCUUCGCCAUCUGAGUAUUUUUCAAAAAUAAAACAGCCAUGCAAAACAUUCUGUGUGGAGCACAUACUGGCGCACCCACCAGCACAACUGUAUCAAAUAUUCGGCAAAGAUGAUAAAAAUGCUCACUUUCACUACUGUCUAAUAUGUAUUCUCUGACAAUAUGUUUGUUUAUUAUUGUGGCUAUCCAGUGAGCGUAUUCCAUUUUUUUGAAGAAAAGAGCAUACUUGUCCUUCAUCCAUUGGUUUAGAAAUAUUUGUGUCUGUGCCUUUUGUGACAAAAACUAUUAAUGAAUCCUUGCAACAAAUACCUCGACUAAAAGUAGAUUUAACUAUGGCUAAAUUCAAUGAGGUAUUUUUUUUUUAAAGGAGAUAGCUCUUCUGUAUUGACCUCAAAAACUGAAACUGGUGGAGGUAGUAAAGUGAUUACUUCUGCUUCUCUAUUGGCAGUCUUAAUCAAAACAUGGAACAGAGCAACACAUACCAGACACUUGCAUGUAUAUAACUGACGAGGUGCACACCGGUUACAAAACUGGAACAACUUGCCCACAAUGUUGACCGGAGAUUAACUAAGUGACAUUAAAUCCAAAUGCUGACUU
This is a messenger RNA of Hippocampus comes (tiger tail seahorse), 2160 nucleotides long. RefSeq names its product transmembrane protein 276a (gene tmem276a). NCBI's taxonomy places the organism in Eukaryota, Metazoa, Chordata, Actinopteri, Syngnathiformes, Syngnathidae. The transcript is spliced from 4 exons. Gene Ontology annotation, cellular component: membrane. The record is from RefSeq and is a predicted model, not a curated record. The coding region runs from base 207 to 1094 and encodes 295 amino acids.